Molecule: messenger RNA, 1660 nt
Organism: Perognathus longimembris pacificus (Pacific pocket mouse)
Lineage: Eukaryota; Metazoa; Chordata; Mammalia; Rodentia; Heteromyidae
Gene: Gdpd3
Product: glycerophosphodiester phosphodiesterase domain containing 3
Exons: 10
Coding region: 178-1170 (330 amino acids)
Biological process (GO): glycerophospholipid catabolic process
Cellular component (GO): endoplasmic reticulum membrane
Molecular function (GO): phosphatidylcholine lysophospholipase A1 activity; phosphoric diester hydrolase activity
Source: RefSeq, a predicted model, not a curated record
UGGGCCGCCCAGACCUCCUGUCUCUCCUCCAGCCCCAGGGAGGCCUGCAGCCGGGCCCCUUGCCAGCUGCCAGCCGCUGGCAGCAGGCUCAGCAGGUCCCGGGGGCGUGGCGCUGGCCCGUGGCAGGCUCAGCCUAUACAAGCUAGGCAGGCAGCCCAAGCAGCCCAGUGCACUGGGAUGGCUGGCAGCAGGAGGAUCCCACACCCGGCCUGGGGGGCAGCCAUGAGCCCCCUGCUGUACUUUGCCUUGCCUGUGUUGGCCACCUACAUCAUGGUCUCCAUCUUCUUCCUCCGCCGGCCUCGCCUGCUGCAUCCACCUCGCUCUCCAGCCUUCCAGGGCCACCUGGCAGCCCACCGAGGAGGGUCUGGAGAGCGGCUGGAGAAUACCAUGGCGGCCAUGGAGAACUCUCUGGCUCAGAAAGCAGACCUCUUGGAACUUGACUGCCACCUGACCAGGGAUGGCGUCGUGGUGGUAUCACACGACGAGAACCUGAAUCGCCAGUCGGGCCUGAACAAGGAUAUAAGUAGUCUGGAUUUCAAGGAUCUACCCCUCUACAAGGAGGAGCUGGAGAUCUACUUCUCGCCAGGCCAUUUUGCCCAUGGGUCUGACCGGCAUAUGAUACGUCUGGAGGAUGUGUUCCAGAGGUUCCCACAGAUGCCCACCAUCGUGGAGAUCAAAGAAAAGAAUGAUGAGCUCAUUCACAAGGUAGCCGGCCUGGUGAGGAGCUUUGACCGCAACAAGAUCACCAUCUGGGCCUCAGAGAAGAGCUCGAUUAUGAAGAAAUGCAAGGCCGCUAACCCCGAGAUGCCCAUAUCCUUCACAAUGGGCCGAGCAUUCUGGAUGCUGGUGCUCUAUUACCUGGGGCUGCUGCCCUUUGUCUCCCUUCCAGAGGAGUUCUUCUUGUGCUUCCUGCCCACCAUCAUCAACAGGACCUACUUCCCAUUUUCUUGCUCCUGGCUAAACAAGCUAUGGGCUGCAGUUACAAAAUGGUUCAUCAUGAGGAAAAGUCUGAUCCGCCACCUGGAGGAGCGAGGGGUGCAGGUCAUAUUCUGGUGUCUUAACGAAGAGUCAGAUUUUGAAGCGGCUUUCAGUCUUGGGGCCACUGGCAUCAUAACAGAUUUUCCCACAGCCCUGAGGCGCUACCUAGACCACCACAACCAGCAGCCCUAGUCUGAGGCUUUCUCUUCUGUUUCUCUUCCUGAAAAAUAAACAUUUUUGUGUCAGUCACCUUGUUGUGCUUGAAGUGGGGGGUAGAGGGGAAAUCUUUGGGGCCAGGGUUUUAGGACCUGGAGCAAGAAGAGCCUGGGGCCUUAGCCAGCCUGGCCCACUGGUUCCACUACAUUCCAUACCCAGGACAACACCACACCCCGUGCCAGCCUGCUCUCCACUCUCAGGAAUGUCUCAGAGGGUCAGCCAGGUGCCCUGGCCCCCAGCUUCUUGAGAGCUAUAGCUUGUGGUUCCAUUCUCCUGAGACCAUGAACAGCCCCAGGUACACAGGAGCUUAUUCUCCCUCCCCUUGCCCCUGUGGUGGCGAGGGUCAGUUUGUGGGUUCCCUUGCUGCCAACCACAUCAUUUCCACUCCCCGGACUCACCCAUCCAGCCUCAAAGUGGAUUCCCUCACCGAAUAUUGCCAUUGCACAAGUAUUGAGAGUGCACCACA